AUGGAUAUUGCUGCUGUAUUUCUAGGUGUCUCAACAAUCAUAAAUAUAGUUUUUAUAUAUUUAUUGCAUUCUGAAAAACCGAGUCAUCUUGGAGAAUAUCGUUUCGUGCUCACAUUUUUUGCCGUUUUCAACAUUGUCUUUUCGCUUUCCGAUUUUUUGAUAUCAACCACAGUUUUCAACUAUAAACAAUCGGGAAUUGUUGUUUUGGUUGGUGGGAUUUUUGCCAAUUCAGAUAUGGCUUGGAAAGAAUGGAUGAUAUUAUUUCGAUGCUCAUUUUAUGGUUUAGGUUAUGCAUUACUUUUAAUUCAUUUCAUUUACCGAUAUUAUGCACUUUUUGGAAAUCAAUCCGUUCUAUCUUUUUCUCAAUUAUCAUUCAUAGCUUUUUUAUUUUUCCUAAUUCAUGGGUCGUUUUGGAUGGUAAUUUGUAGAUUAUUACUAUUUCCAAAUAUUGAAAUGCUUCAAUAUAUUCGACCUGGUUUCAUUGAAACUUUCGGGUUUGAUCCAUCCCAAGCUGCUAUAAUUGGAACUGUUUUGGAUCUGAAUUCGGCUAGCAGUAGUUUAUAUUGGAAAGGAUUAGUUGGAACAAUUAUUUUGAGUUUUGUCUCACUAUAUUCUAUUCUGAGUUAUAUAAUAUUAGGUUACAAAGUUAGUUAGUUAUCCAACUCGAUUUGUGGCAGUCUAGAUAUAUUUUGAUUUUAGAUCCUAUCAAAACUUCGAGAACACCGUGUUAUAUCAAACAGAUUAAAACGUCAACAUCAUCUUCUUUUCCGCUCAUUAGUUAUUCAAACUUUGAUUCCAUGUUUUACCAGCUUUUUUCCGUGUAUUUUAGGAUGGUAUAGUCCAAUAUUACAAUUAGAAAUGCCACCAAAAAAUGGCUAG
Molecule: messenger RNA, 879 nt
Organism: Caenorhabditis angaria
Lineage: Eukaryota; Metazoa; Nematoda; Chromadorea; Rhabditida; Rhabditidae
Source: the annotation of a GenBank genome assembly